GAUCUCGAUGGCCUCGGCAUGCCAACAGCUCCGCCUCACAGCCACCAAGUGAAAGUAGGAUUUUGCUUUCUACCUGUGGCCAGUGACAAACGCGCCGUUCUCGCGAACGUCUCUCGUUUUUACCAAGAAGAUGCGUUUAGUCCGUCGAUAACGGACCACGUCGUGCUCGAAUUAAAUCACCGGCCCCGACAUAACGCGUCCGUUACGAUGACAGUGUUCCACUGACGGGCGGCCAAGUUGCCUCGAAAUCCUGCGAUAAAGUGCGCGGUGUGAAAGACAGUGCUAACAUGUCCAGACGUGGUGGCUGCGAUAUCUGGCAUGUCAACGCGACCAUCGCGUUCCUGCUCUUCGGUUACUUCUUGCAAACGAACUGUCAACAAGAAACAGCCGAGUCCUGGGACAAAUUCUCCCGUCUGAUCCCAACGAAUUCCGUGUACGAGCAGCAGGAUCAAAAUGGUUCCCCCGUGGCCAGCAAUCCAGCAGAGACAUUAUCGCGUUCUCUGGAUGAAAAUAACGUGAUGGGUACAUGGAAAACGAGUUCGAAAAAUGACGAACACGAACAGGAAACAGAUGAGGUUUACGAAGACGAGUACGAAGUCGAAGAGAGUGCUAAAGUGGAGCACUCGGAGAACUCGAAGCUCUCUAAACUCAGCGACGACGCAGAGAGGAGCGACAUAUCGUCCUCUUCGAGUAUCAAAAUGGAGGAAGGGUCCAGAGACGAAGAUUACGUCGAAGAUCCGUCGACGAGUCAAUACGACGCGUAUUAUUACUACGACGACUACGAAGGCAAUAAUCACUCUCGAUCUGAGGCUGUAGUGCACGCCGACACGCUGGACUACCCCGACGGCGACGAAGAAGAGAAAGAAAAAUCCCCCAACAACCAACCCGCCCCUAUCUCCCCAGAAGCCCACGAAAACUCCCAGCCCAAGCAAAGCCCAGACACCCUUCACAAACCCCCCGCAAACGAUACCUCGGAUCUCCUCGAAGACACGGACCUGGAUACUCCGAUCUCGUCAACGAACGCCGAAGAAGGUUCAUCGAUGGAGGGCAGCGACAAAACCUUCACUUUCGUUGGAUCUCCAAACACGAGACCGAACUCUUCAUUAUCUGACAGUUCCAUCUUGAUCGGAGAGGCUGUGGUGUCCGUAGUAACGACGAAGAGCGUUGUAAACGGCACCAUAUCAAUUCCGACGACCUCCGCGCCGACCACGACCGAACAAGUCGCCGCACCGCCGUCCUCCACUUUCGGAACAACGGAACAGCCGUUGACAACCGUGACAACGGAGGACACCUCGAAAAUCCUGGCUUCCGUCCAGACGAGUCGUAGCAUAUCGGGUGCAAGGUUUUUACCGUUUCCGGUGAUCGAUCGCAUCGAACCGAUCGGGGAGAAGAAAACCUCGCCAGCUCCGGAAUCUACGGAGAGCAUUAUUGACAAGCUGGACAGGGUGCAGUCCGAGUUGAGCAGCGGAAUCUUGGCUGGAGGAUUCAGAACGGCUGGCAAUUCUCUUCAGUUGGACGUUCUGAGCGACAGGGAUCGGGGUACUCGAAGAAGGUACACUACUACUGCGAAGACACCGGUUAUUAGCAAGUUUGUACCGAGGAGGUACAAUGACAAGAGGACUGAUCAUGGAAGUGCGACACCAAAACCGAGGAUCGAGACGACGUUGGACAGUUUGGAGGGACUGCUGCCGAGGGAUUAUCUUGUGAGGGGUGGAUCCACUUCUACGCCGUCCAAGACUGGUUUCAGAUGGCCGACGAAGAGCACAACUUCAACAGAAGCAACAACAACCCAAGUCACCUCUACCUCUGUCUCUACCACGAGAAAACCCAAAACCAACGUAGUCGUUCAAGACAUCAGUGCUUUCUUACCACCGGGCUACAAAUUGAAGAAAGAGGACGUGACGACUGAGAACACAUUGUUACGCGAUAUUCUUUCAAAAUCCAAGGUCGAUAUUUCGUCGUUAUUGCCACCGGACUACAACAAGAAAAGUAACGAAGGAAAGAACGAAUCGACUACAACCACGACACCGAAGAGCGUUCCCUCAGAAAAAUCUUCACCUGUGAAAAGUAUUCAAGAUCUGUUCUCCAAGUCCACCUUUGAUAUUUCUUCUCUGCUGCCGCGUGAUUACGAUCAGAAGAAGAAAAAUGUGUCUUCAGGAACGAAAGACGUUGAAAUACACAAAGAGAGUUCUACUGAAUCUAAUGUUUCAGUUGCGACCGAAGAAUCCGUUUUACCCACGACGCAGAAACCUGGUGGUUUGAAGAUCGUGUUUCCGAGCAGACCAGGAGGACGAAAACCUAUAUACAAAAUUACUACUCCACAAAGUCCGAGAGCUGAUGCUCCUGGUGCUGUUACGCCGAAAAUUCAGAAGGGCUGGCCCACCAGAGCGACCACUGAAUUUACAGGAUGGCCAACUCCAUCGACAACGCCAAUUUCUAUAGAAAAAUUGCUGGAAGCUGCAAGAACUGCAACGAUAUCGUCCGUGAAUGCAUCGAUUAUUCCAACAACGGAGGCGACAUCGAGCACCUCUACGACGUCGACAACAACUACAACACCUAGACCAACGACUCCAGGAGUUUGCGAAGAGGAAUGCGAAGUUGCUGGAACUAUAAAGAUCAUCGGCAAUGCAACCUGGGUGCCAGAGUUGCUCGAUCGAAAUACUCACGAAUGGCAAAAUCUUGCUAAUGAAAUUGAGAAAGAGAUGAAUUUCAUAUUCUCAAAGUCUGCUGUCCUGGCAAAAUGGUACAAGAAAAUAAGAAUUGAUUCGUUCAGCGAGGGUAGUAUUUUAGUGGAUUACUUUAUUGAAUUAUCAGAUUUGGAACAGAAGGUUAAUACUCAGGAGUUGAAAGUUAUUUUCCAUGACUCUUUGCGUACGUACAAUACAAAUAGAUGGAAUGAGACCAAAACAAAGGGUUCGAUAAAACUUGGGUCAUUUUCCAUUGAUCCAAAAUAUACAGAUUUUGUAGUAAUACCUAAAGCAUCUACUCCUCAAUUCGCCGAAAAAGAUGACAAAUUAAUUCCGCAAUGGACAAUUGCUGUAAUCGUUAUUGGAGUUGGUGGAUUGCUCUUUAUUACUAUAUUUGGCGUUUCUGUUUUAAUCAAUCGUCACAAUGCUUCAAAAUUAAAACCAUCUAUAUCCACCAUUUACGAGGAGGAAGUAGCGAAAAAUAUAACAUCUAGGUCUAGUGAUUAUUCGAAACCAGUGCAUACAAUUUGGACAGAUCCAGACGUUUCAUGGAACGACAAAUCUUUCGAAUCAACUUCCAACAAGGUACUCGUUGAAAAAUCAUUUCAAGACAACAAAAAAUACAAUAUGUACGACAGCUGGCGAUCGGAAUGGAACGGAUAUUAUUGUAACGGAUCUCACACCAGCAGUAAAUAUGGCGGUUAUGAUAGCACGACGAAUUUAUCGAGUCGUCAUCAUCCUGAUUAUGACACAAAUUUCUGAAUUCGGCGAUAAUAAAAUAAAAUUUUUAUCAGCUCUA
This is a messenger RNA of Megachile rotundata (alfalfa leafcutting bee), 3486 nucleotides long. RefSeq lists its product as uncharacterized. The record is from RefSeq and is a predicted model, not a curated record. NCBI's taxonomy places the organism in Eukaryota, Metazoa, Arthropoda, Insecta, Hymenoptera, Megachilidae.